This is a messenger RNA of Electrophorus electricus (electric eel), 1194 nucleotides long. It is a transcript of the gene gjd4, whose product is annotated as gap junction protein delta 4. Gene Ontology annotation, molecular function: gap junction channel activity. Gene Ontology annotation, biological process: cell-cell signaling. Gene Ontology annotation, cellular component: connexin complex. Lineage: Eukaryota; Metazoa; Chordata; Actinopteri; Gymnotiformes; Gymnotidae. The record is from RefSeq and is a predicted model, not a curated record.
AUGGCGAGACAGCGGGUGUCAGAGACCGUCUUCAUUGCACUGAACUACAACAUCACCACUGUAGGGAACGUUUGGCUAGUUCUGAUGAUCCUCCUACGUGUUCUGGUCUUGUUAUUUGCUGGCUAUCCUCUCUACCAGGACGAGCAGGAAAGAUUUGUGUGCAACACCAUCCAGCCUGGGUGUGCCAACGUGUGCUACGAUAUAUUCGCUCCCCUGUCCCUGUUCCGCUUCUGGCUGCUCCAGCUUGCCUCUGUAUUCUUGCCUUAUGCUCUGUUCGUUAUCUUUGUAAUCCACAAAGUAACAUCCAGCCUACCCGUACCUGCUGAGACGUCCGACAGGAUGAAGGCGGGGUCUGUUCAGAAGACCCACCGGGAGCCUUAUGGUGAAGCAUGUCUGGUGAAGCCCAUCAUGAAGUCUGAGGGCAGGAGACUGCCUCGUUUCACGAGAGCCUACACCCUCCAGCUUCUGUUCCGGAUCCUUCUGGAAGGUGGAUUCAGCGCCGCUCAUUACUACCUGUUCGGUUUGCGCGUCCCCUCGCGCUUCAUGUGCCAGCAGAUGCCCUGCACAUCCACCGUGGACUGCUACCCGUCCCGCGCCUCAGAGAAGACCGUCAUGCUCGGCUUUAUGCUGGGGGCGUCUGGCAUCUGCUUCCUCCUCAGUGUGCUCGACCUGGCCUGCGCCAUCACGCGUUUGCUGAGGCAGGAGAGGAAGAGGAAGAUGAGGGUGAAGAAGAUGUACGAGGAGGCGCGGUACUUCGCCUCCAAUCCCGACGGCGCCGCGCCUUGUGGCCCGCUGCCCGGAAGCUUCAGGAAAAGAGCAGGAAAGCAGCCGCUUCCGUCCUGCGAAGGGACACCUCUGGGCGCCGGCCUGGACUUGCCUGUCUGCGACGCUGAUGGAGGCGGCGGUUUUCAGGUGGUGCAGGACGAAGGGGUGGAGUGUGAGGGCAGCGAGGUGCCCCUCUGCCCUCCUGAGCCCCUGCCCACCCCCAGAACCAUCCGGGUGAGCAAGCUCGGCCGCCUCAAGCCUCUGCCCCCGCCCAGGCGUGACAGGGCACCCGGCACGGGGACCAUGGACCUCUCUGGAGCGGUGUACACACGGAGGGUGGGCCAGUACUCACUAGUGGAGAUGGGCUCCAGGAGUGAAGCAGCGUCCAGCGCUGGAGACGGACUGGAAAAGAGGUCAGAGUGGGUGUGA